GAACGCCGCUCAUUUUGGCUUCUGCGCGUGGGCGCGAGGGAGUAGUCAAGUUGCUACUAGAACGGACUGAUGUUGAUCCCAAUAUCCCGGACACUGGUUUUGGCCAAACACCCCUCUCGUGGGCUGCCCGUAAUGGGCACGCGGGAGUAGUCAAGCUGCUGUUGGAACGUGACGGCGUCAACCCCGAAACAGCGGAUAACAGUGGGAAAACACCUCUCUGUUAUGCCAAACUCAAAGCACAUCAUGCAAUAGUAAACUUGCUCUCCAUUCCCGAGCCAGUCUAAUGCCAGCCAACAAUACCUUCCUCGAUCGAGCCCCCCUCUCCCCCUAAACUACAUGCCGAACCCCCAAUUUCAGGUUACGACAUCCCCCACCCAACCCCACCUCCCCUCCUUCCUUCACCAGAAAACACCCUCGAACCGCCGCUAUCACUGGGUCUCCAGCCAUACUUCCCUUUUUGUCCCCGCUUCUUCACUAUCUUUAUCUUUUUCCUCAUCUCUGUUUCCUUUUUUUCGUUGGUUGGUUGAUUAUUAUUCCCGCUGUGCGAUGUAGCAGUCCCCCAUGAGGAUAAUAUUUCAUACUCCUUAAUGGAUGGCGUUCAUUAUUAUUAUCAUAACUUCACUCCUCUCCGGAGUACUACUAGAUUGUAUGGGUAUUGUUUUCAUUAAGUCUU
Messenger RNA from Choiromyces venosus 120613-1, 673 nucleotides. The record is from the annotation of a GenBank genome assembly. NCBI's taxonomy places the organism in Eukaryota, Fungi, Ascomycota, Pezizomycetes, Pezizales, Tuberaceae.